Messenger RNA from Cucumis melo (muskmelon), 1467 nucleotides. RefSeq names its product dephospho-CoA kinase. Bases 544 to 1245 code for a protein of 233 amino acids. Gene Ontology annotation, molecular function: dephospho-CoA kinase activity; ATP binding. NCBI's taxonomy places the organism in Eukaryota, Viridiplantae, Streptophyta, Magnoliopsida, Cucurbitales, Cucurbitaceae. Gene Ontology annotation, biological process: coenzyme A biosynthetic process. The transcript is spliced from 6 exons. The record is from RefSeq and is a predicted model, not a curated record.
AAACGAUCACUCUUUUAGUUCUUCGAUUAAACAACAAUUUAUCAAUGACUUUGAUUUUGUUAUUUGAUAGUUUUAAGUGAUUGAAAAAAGAAAAAAGAAAAAGUAAAACUCAAUUUGGUCUUCUUUCUCACGCGCGCGACCCAACCCCCUACCACCGCCCCUUACGUCUUGGGCCCUCAGCCACCGGUUUCUUUCACCGUCGCUGCCGGAGCUUCGCCGCUCUUCCGCCAGUUAGUGAAGCCCAGUAGUUCGCCGCGCUAGUUCUGUUGCCUAGCCCCAGCGGUGCGAGUUUCAGCCCCUGCUCGUUGAGAACGCCCAGCCGCCGUGCACUUCCAUCCGACCGCCGCCCAGCAUCCGUUUGCUGGUUGGUCAUCGUUGAAUCCCUGAGUUCGUCGGUUCUCGCUAUCCUUCGUCGGAAUCUGGUUAAAUCAGAAGAAAGUAAGCGGCUGUCCAGCGGGUUUAGUGUUGUGGAGCGACUUUUGGGUUGGAUCUUGAUUAAUUGCUUGGAUUAAAAUUUGUGAUCAAAUUCGAGAUAAAGCAAGAAUGAGAAUAGUAGGUCUUACUGGUGGGAUUUCAUCGGGGAAGAGCACUGUGUCCAACCUCUUCAAGGCCCAUGACAUUCCUAUAGUUGAUGCUGACCUCAUAGCUCGUGAUGUGGUAGAGAAAGGAACUGGUGGCUGGAAAAAGGUUGUUUCAGCUUUCGGGGAGGACAUUUUACUAUCUAAUGGUGAAAUUGAUAGGCGAAAACUGGGCCAGAUUGUUUUUGCUGAUCCUGCAAAGCGGAAACUUUUAAAUCAAUUAUUAGCUCCGUACAUAUCCUCUGGAAUCUUAUGGAAGAUUGUGAAGCUAUGGAUUAAAGGUUACAAGGUUAUAGUACUUGAUAUCCCUUUAUUAUUUGAAGCCAAGAUGGAUAGAUGGACAAAACCAACAAUUGUUGUAUGGGUGGAUUCUGAAACACAGCUUCAACGACUUGUUGCUAGGGAUGGACAGAGUCACGACGAUGCUCGGAACAGAAUAAAUGCUCAAAUGGCAUUGGAUCUUAAAAGGGAUAAAGCAGACAUUGUGAUCGACAACACUGGAUCUCUUGAUGACUUGAACCAACGGUUUCAAGAAGUGUUAUCCGAGGUGACAAAACCCUUGUCCUGGACCGAGUUUAUGCUUUCCAGACAAGGAGUAUUGACAACUCUGGUCGUUGUCAUCAUCAGUGCUAUCACUUGCAAAAAAAUUUACAACGGUGGAGUUUAGGCAUUUUCAUGGCCAUCUCUCGACCUUACCCUUAUUUUCGAAAAAAAAAUUGUCUUCCAUUGCAAUACGAUAAUAUUGCAUGAUCUGUGUUGUUGAUCUCCAUCAUAGAAUAAAGUACUGGGAAAAGUUCAUGUAUUGCUAUAGUAUGUUGGAAAACUUUCAUGUUUCCUUUGAGUGAAUUGUUAAUAGUUAUCUUAGAUCAAUCAAAUUUUUUUCUCCCUA